UGUGCUUGUAUUGAACGUUUGCCUUGGAUACUGAUCGAGAUAGAAGUGCCGCGACAUGGGUUCGCUUAAUUCGUAUAGAAUUUAUAUAUUUACUCAAAAAUGCGCUUGAAUUAUGGUUAAAACUGGAAUAAUUUUUCCCAAGCUGACGGAUAAACAGCUUAUAACCAAAACCUCGUCAGAUUCGAGGUCAAAAAAAGAUGUACGAGAAAAAAUGGAAAAAAGCCGAGGCGAAAUUCAGUUACCGCGACUGCCCAGUACGAGUGGCAUCAUGGAUAUUGAGAAGAGAACAUUGGGGCCUUUGGUGGAAUGGCAAAUCCAUCGAGCCACACAGCACUUUCCACAUGCAUUGCUAAGGCAACAAGAGACGUUGGUUACGGACUGGCUACAUAGAAAUCACUUCAAAGUGUCGAGUAGAUUACCACGCCUGGAUCCUUUAGUAUUGACAACCCGAGGUGCUGACUUUGGCAAGUUCAUGAACUUCAUCUACCCAGCGCCGUUUUCCUUGAGGUUUAAAUCUGACACGACAAGAAGAAGAACUCAGGACGAGAGGGAAUAUACGAAGAUAAGGGAACCAUGUGCAAGGUUUCUUCGUAGUAAAAGAAGCAAAACGGACUUAUUAACUCUCAACCCAGUAGUGCGUGUUGGAGGUGGAUACAAAAGACUGACAUGGAAGACUUGGGAAGUGUUGCCAGCCAUUGGUCAAAACUCUGAUGACGUCACCGCAGUGUUCACAUGCACCAGGUGUGGUGCCAACUUGGCCAUCCCACACGAGAUCAUUGACAAUACCGGGCAAAUCAAACUGAUUAUCACUUACCCCAGUAAUUGUGCUAACUGUGGUAAAGAAGUGAAUACACCAAGAAGCAACGCUCAGACAAACGGUGGACAGCAGUAUUUUACGAAAGAGGAAAUGGAAAAGCAUCUUGGACACCAAUCAAGAGAAGAGAAGCAACAUGGCCAAGCAUAUCACGGAACGGAUAAUUAUACCUAUGAGGACCACGUGAGAACGAGAUUUGAAGAUGAACGCAGCGUAUGUAGUGAUGAUACUGGAUUCAGCUUUACACCUGAUGGCAAAGAUGAUAGCUUUUUUAUAACAGAAGCCGAUGGUACCAUCAAGCGAAUAAAGAAGUCAUUAACAAACCCAGGUGUACAGGACCAGUCUUCGAAUGACAUCAAUUCACGUGACGAGAUGCAAAUUAUUGAGCACAGGGAUCCCGAAUCUGGAAUGAAAGUGCGGGUUCGUCGAAAAGGAGGCAAGAAAGAGAAUUCUGAUAAUGAAGCAUGCGAUGUCUCUGGACAGGAACAGAGAGGUAGUGGAAAAUCAGGAAUGGAACCUAGAAAAAGGGAGAAUAAUACUAAAGGCUUGGUAAUUGCUCAAGGCAACAUCCUAAGCGAUGACUCUGAAGACAGUGAUGAAUAUAGUGCAUUUCUUCGUCGCCAGAAAAAAGAACAGCAGUCGUUUCACAAACGCAAAUCCAGGCCACCAAGCUUCCAUUAUCUUAGGGAACGAAAAGCUUUGAGUGAUAGUGAAUUGCUAAUUCCUGAACGAUAUUUGAAUUUUUUGAAACGAAAACGAGUGUCAUCCAAAAAGAGAAAUCGACGCUCCAGUCGGCACCAGUCUUACGCCAAUGGGAGUCAGCAGGGUACUGGGUACGAGGAAGUGUAUUCGAGUGAAGACUGGAAGAGGUCUGGAACUACAGUGGUUGUGGGUCAUAGAACAACGAAUUCUUCUACUCUUGCUGAAAUGCAUAACAGGUCGAUGCAUCGCCAAGAUCCCGAUAAUCCAGACGGCUACAUGGCAGACAGUGAAGAAGACAGCUUACUUAAACUACAAGCUCAGCUAUUACAGCUCAAGCUAGACGCAAGAAAAAAGACCAGUGGAAAAGACAAUAGAACAAGUUCAAGAGCAAAGCGCUCAAAAUCCCGAAAUCGAAGCGGGAACAGGGAUGAGAAAGCGAAGACUACCCAAUUGACAAAGAAAAAGUCAUCUCUCUCGAUAUUUGGCCUUGACAGUGAUAGCUGGGACAGUGAUGAAAGUCUUCAUUUUGAUCCCCUUAGUGAUGAGUACUAUUCAUCUGAUAGUGAAGAACAACUAAUCACCAGACGAUAUCGUGCAGCUUCCUUAGAUGAGCAGGACCUUCCUUCGCAUAGAAACAGCUUGAUAAGCUUUCAUGAUGCCUACGCCGCCGCGGCGGGAAGUAGCGACGAGAGGAAGGAGGAGGAAAAGGUUAAUGCUAUCCUUGAUUCUGGUGGAAAAAGGAGGAAAUUCCGUCACUCGUUCAAAAGGAAACCUACGAAUAAAACCAGGAAAGCAGUGCCAACCCUCCCCAUCGGAUCACACCGGUCCAAGUUCUCCACCAAGUGGGAUGAAGACGACUUGAGUGAAAGUGAUAUCCACCAUCUCACUGCGCAGAUGCAAAUGUCAUUUAAACCCAAAGAAACUACCAUCGAUAGUGAUAAUAAUGACUUUGAGUACUGUAAGGGGCAGUACUGUUAUCGAUGUGGCAGUUACGUGAACGAAUGUGAAGCCACGUGCUCUGUGUGUGGGACGCAUUGUAAACGACCUGAUGCUCCCUGCAAAGUAUGUCGGGAUACAUGUGAAAGGUGUGGGAAACCUAAAGUAAGAUGCGAGUCACGUGACCAGGGGCUGGUUGCUAGGGAACAAGAAGAAGAAGACCUACAGGCUAAAGGCAUAGGUAUGAAAAAAGAAAAGAACGAAAAAGAUAAAGGAAUGGACAAUGAUAACGAAAAUGACGCGAACGACGGCGACGACGAAGGGAAAGAAGGCGCAGAUGCACCAGGAACAGCAGCUACAGAAAACACGUUUGAUUCUGAGAGAACAAGCAUUAGUCAACGAUCAUCCAAAAGAGGAAGAAAGAUGAUAGUAAAGAAGAACAAAAAGUCAGGAUUCCGGUACACUAAACGAGGUAACAGACAAAGAACCUCGACUUUGGAUACAAUGGACAGCAUGGAAACAGUGAUUGACAACCAGCCAUUAGAAUCUGAGGAAGACGUUGAAACAGGCGACGAAGAGAAUAACCAUGACAUCCAAGAUAGUCAAGAUGAGGAUUCUCAGGGCGCCAAGCCACAGCCAUCAAAAUACACCAAGUCUAAGAAAAAAUUCAAACCAUCAAAAAUGGUCGUAUCACAAAAGGUUAUAUAUAGGAAUAGCAGUUCUCUCUCACAAUGCUCAACAAUGGACCAGACUAUUGGAGACGAUCAAGAGGAGAGAGAUGAAAAAGAAGAAGAGACAGAUGACAAGAAGGAAGAUAAGGAUGACGAGAACGAUGAGACCCAGGCCCCGAAGAAAUUGUCUCCACAGGAAGACCAAAAAGAAACGAUACCACCAAUUGAGACUAAAAUGGCUGAACAACUCGAGGCGAAGAAGGAAGAGGCCGAGAAACCAAAAGAAGAGGAGAAGCCGAAACCCCAAAUACCAAAACCAAAGUUGCGUGGAGUUCAACGUGUAAAUGCUGCCUACAAAGAACGAGUUGAGCUAAACAAGAGACUUCAAGCAAUGCUCAAAGAUGCACUGCAGAACGUGAUUGCAGAAGCUGACAUCAGAGUCCGUCGAGACUCUACGAUCGAUUACCUAGCCCAAUAUCGUCUGGUUGAUAGAGCCAAGAUCGAGGUGUAUGGGCGCGCAUUUGCGCUAGAGGAUGAAGAUGAACGAGGGAUCAUCAACUAUGAACAGAUGUUGCUUGCUUUAGAGGGGGUACCGACCAUUCAAGGAAUGUCUAGACAACAGAUGAACUACGUUUUGCAGGUGCUUGAGAUCAAUACCUUCUCACGAGUGUCCUUCAAGAUGUUUGCUGUUAUCAAUGCAUUGUGCGAAAGAGUGACAUCCCUAGAUCUGUUUGUGAAGGAUUUGGUAGAAGGUCUUGAUCUAUCGCAAACCGAAUGGAAACUAGAUAUGUAUAAGAACAUGUUUUACGUAGCGGGUAAUCGGUCUUUAUCGUUCAUUUCACCCGCGGAUUUACGCAUCGAGCUGAAGGCAGGAGGACUGAACCAAAACCAAGAAGAUCACGUGAUAAAACAUAUUACCCAAUCAUCGGAAAAUGGUCAGAUAUCUUUCUUGGAUUACAUGGCGUACCUACCGUUAUUCCUAUCCAUUCACCAAAAUAUCUGCAGCAACGCCUUGGACAUGUCACGUGAUAAGUACACCUCUCGUAAAGUAAAUAAAAAAGACGUGACGUAAUUUUACCCACACCACGUGACUAGCUACGACUUGAACCUCAGACGUACCGGCAAAAGCAGCAAAAUGUAUUGAAUACGAUAAUAAAAAUGAUAUGAACUAAAAUUAAAGUUUUUAAAAGUUUUACGCCGAGAUAUGAUGAGAACUUUUCAAAUAAUUUGUGAAUAAUUUUAUAAUUGAUACUGGGAAAAAAAGAUACGAAAUACAAACACAUAACAAGAAAUGAAAAAAUAAAUGUAAUUGUCAUUGCAAAAUGUAUGUAAGUGAUUUGCAUUUACGACAUUUAAGUGAAUCAUAAACUAUACACAACUUUUUAAAAAACGUAAAUAAAAAUAAAAAUGACACA
Actinia tenebrosa (Australian red waratah sea anemone) is the source of this 4538-nucleotide messenger RNA. RefSeq lists its product as uncharacterized. NCBI's taxonomy places the organism in Eukaryota, Metazoa, Cnidaria, Anthozoa, Actiniaria, Actiniidae. The record is from RefSeq and is a predicted model, not a curated record.